Molecule: messenger RNA, 1743 nt
Organism: Lentinula edodes (shiitake mushroom)
Lineage: Eukaryota; Fungi; Basidiomycota; Agaricomycetes; Agaricales; Omphalotaceae
Product: PTR2-domain-containing protein
Exons: 14
Coding region: 1-1743 (580 amino acids)
Biological process (GO): transmembrane transport
Cellular component (GO): membrane
Molecular function (GO): dipeptide transmembrane transporter activity
Source: RefSeq, a predicted model, not a curated record
AUGAAGAAGGAACACCCCGAGUUGGAUGUCGCCAGUGCAGAGUCGUUCGAGCCGGAUGGUAUCCAUGAUGGAUUGGAGUUCCCCACAGAAGCAGAACGGCUCACCCUUAGGCGGGUAUCCGAUACCCUUCCAUGGGCUUCAUAUCUGAUUGCCUUUGUGGAACUUGCUGAACGAUUUUCGUAUUAUGGCGCUUCUGUCGUAUUUACAAAUUUUAUACAGCAGCCUCUACCUGACGGUUCACACACUGGUGCUGGGGGUGGCGGAAAUGGUCAAUCAGGUGCAUUGGGGAAAGGACAACAGGCGUCGAGUGGCCUUGUUACAUUCUACGGUUUUUGGGCCUACGUUGUUCCGCUGUUAGGCGCUUACAUCGCCGAUGCCCAUUGGGGUAGAUACAAGACUAUCUUUUGGGCGAUUAUGAUUGCCCUCGUCGGACAUAUUAUCCUGAUUGUGUCCGCUGUUCCCGGUGUUAUUGAGAAGACUGAGGGAGCUACUGCUUGUUUUGUCAUAGGCAUGAUUGUAACCGGAUUUGGUACAGGACUUUUCAAACCUAAUAUUUCACCUCUGGUUGCGGAACAAUAUCGCAAACAAAAAUUGUUUAUUCGUACUCUUGAAUCCGGCGAACGGGUCAUUGUGGAUCCUGUGUAUACAGUUUCCCGAGUUUACAUGUACUUCUACUUGUUCACAAACAUCGGUGCAUUGGUCGGUCAAAUUUCCAUGACCUAUGCUGAGAAGUAUAUCGGAUUCUGGCUAGCCUACACCCUACCCACAGCAGUUUUCAUGCUCUGUCCAAUCGUUAUGUUCUUAGGUCGCAACAAGUAUCAAAGAUCACCCCCAGAAGGAUCUGUACUUGCGACUGCAUUGCAUCUUUUUGCGUUUGCUGCACGAGGUAGAUGGAGUUGGAAUCCCGUCAAGCUAUGGAACAAUUUCAACACCGAUGAUUUCUGGGAAGGAGCGAAACCCAGUCGCGUGGCAAACAAGCCUAAAUGGAUGACCUUUGAUGACCAAUGGGUGGAGGAGGUUCAGCGUGGCUUGAAAGCUUGCGCCGUUUUUACUUGGUAUCCUAUAUAUUGGCUGUCGUACAACCAAUUAACGAACAAUCUGAUCUCACAAGCUGCUACAAUGGACGUUCAUGGAGUACCGAAUGAUGUCCUGGGUAACUUGGAUCCUUUAGCUCUCAUCAUCUUCAUCCCCAUCUGCGAUCUCCUUUUCUUCCCUCUCCUGAAACGUGUCGGUAUCAAUUUCACUGCUCUCAAGAAGAUCACCGCCGGAUUUUUCACUGGAGCUCUUGCGAUGAUAUGGGCCACCGUCGUUCAGUAUUAUAUCUAUAAGACCGACCCCUGUGGUAAUAUGGCAGACUCGCUUUCUUGUGAAUCAGUGUCGCCACUCAAUGUCUGGAUACAAACUGGAUCAUAUGUACUAGUUGCCUUCUCUGAGAUUUUUGCAUCCAUUACGGGUCUGGAGUAUGCUUUCACGAAAGCCCCGAAGAACAUGCGAUCUCUUGUAAUGAGUGUGUUCUUCUUUCAAAGCGCCCUUGGCUCAGCCCUCUCGGAGGCAUGGUUGCCUCUGCUUGUUGACCCCUUGCUCACCUGGAACUAUGGUUCUAUUGCAAUUAUAUCAACAGUUGGUGGGGUCCUUUUCUGGCUUUCCGUCAGAAAACUGGAUAUCCAGGAAGACAAACUCAACAAUCUGGCUACGGGCCACAUACAUGCACAAGAUCACCCAACUAACGAGAAAUCUGUUUGA